Messenger RNA from Chanos chanos (milkfish), 792 nucleotides. RefSeq names its product major intrinsic protein of lens fiber a (gene mipa). Gene Ontology annotation, biological process: water transport; transmembrane transport. Gene Ontology annotation, cellular component: plasma membrane. The record is from RefSeq and is a predicted model, not a curated record. Bases 1 to 792 code for a protein of 263 amino acids. The transcript is spliced from 4 exons. Gene Ontology annotation, molecular function: water channel activity. Lineage: Eukaryota; Metazoa; Chordata; Actinopteri; Gonorynchiformes; Chanidae.
AUGUGGGAGUUCCGGUCCAUGUCUUUCUGGCGGGCGGUGUUUGCUGAGUUCUACGGCACCAUGUUUUUUGUGUUCUUUGGGCUGGGCGCAGCUCUGCGCUGGACCACGGGGCCUUACAAUGUGCUCCACAUCGCCUUCUGCUUUGGGCUGGCGGCCGCCACGCUCAUUCAGUCCAUCGGCCACAUCAGUGGUGGCCACAUCAACCCUGCCGUUACCUUCGCCUACCUGGUUGGCUCUCAGAUGUCUCUCUUCCGUGCCUUCUUCUACAUCUGUGCUCAGUGCUUGGGGGCGCUGGCUGGAGCAGCUGUACUCUAUGGAGUCACACCAACCAACAUGAGGGGCAACCUGGCCCUUAACACGCUGCAACCAGGGAUGAGCUUGGGAAUGGCCACCACCAUGGAGGUGUUCCUCACCCUGCAGUUGGUCGUGUGCAUAUUUGCAGUGACAGACGAGAGGCGUAACGGGCGCAUGGGCUCUGCUGCCCUGGCCAUUGGCUUCUCUGUACUCAUGGGUCAUCUGCUGGGGAUGUACUAUACUGGAGCAGGAAUGAACCCUGCCAGGUCUUUUGCACCUGCGGUACUUGUCAGGAACUUUGUCAACCACUGGGUUUACUGGGUGGGCCCUAUGAUCGGUGGCGCUAUGGGUGCUCUGCUCUAUGACUUCAUGUUGUUCCCUCGCAUGCGUGGUCUCUCUGAGAGACUGGCGGUGCUGAAAGGAAACAGACCUCCUGAGGCAGAGAAUCAGCAGGAGAACCGGGGAGAACCCGUGGAGCUCAAAACUCAAGCCUUAUAA